Manacus vitellinus (golden-collared manakin) is the source of this 708-nucleotide messenger RNA. RefSeq names its product tetraspanin-7-like. The record is from RefSeq and is a predicted model, not a curated record. Lineage: Eukaryota; Metazoa; Chordata; Aves; Passeriformes; Pipridae. Gene Ontology annotation, cellular component: membrane.
AUGACCCUGCUCAAGCUGUCCCCUCAUGCCUUCAGCUUCGUCUUCUGGGCAGCGGGGCUGACCAUGCUCAUCAUCGGCCUCUGGGCCAAGGUGUCUCUGGGCAGCUACCUGGCGCUGUCGGCCAGCGACUAUCCCAGCGCCCCCGCCAUCCUCUUAGCCACCGGCGCCGCCGUCAUCAUCUGGGGCUUCCUCGGAUGCUUCGGCGCCACGGAGCACCGGGGGCUCCUGCGCGCCUACAGCGCGUUCCUGACGGCCGUGCUGGCGGCCGGGCUGGCGGCCGGGCUCUCCGCGCUGCUGUACCGCCAGACCCCUGGCGCACGGCUUCCAGGAGGGCUGCGCCAGGCACUGCUGGCAUACGGGGAGGACGAGCGGGUGGCGGACGCCCUGGACGCGCUGCAGCGCGCCUUGUCCUGCUGCGGGGUGCAGAGCUACCGCGACUGGCUCGCCUCGCCUGGGGCUGAGCAGAACGCGGUGCCGCUCAGUUGCUGCCGGGGCGCCGGGGCUGCCAGGCGCAGCCCGCCCGACGCUCGCAGGCUGCACCGUGACGGCUGCUUCGCCAAGGUGUCGGCCUUCGUCGGCAGCAACAUGUCUUAUGUUGCCACCGCUGCCCUGGGACUGGCACUGCUGCAGCUCAUCGGCAUUGUGCUGGCCUGCUUGCUGGCUGCCCGCGUCCCUGCUGGCCUGCUGGGCACCACCACCCCUCGCUGA